CUGAAAGGUGAGAAGUCACACACUACAGAGUGACAGACACGCUUGCCAGCAUAGAUGGCAGCCUGCAAACCACUUGGAUCUGGUGAAGAAUGCAGCUUUGUGGAUAAAGAUGAAAUCUGGAAAGUUCAUGUCAAAAUAGAGCUUCAGUCAGCCAAAGCCUGGCCCAAUAAAUGGGGAUUCUUGACCAAGUCCUACAAGGAGAUGCAGGAGGAGAGCAACAAGCUGAAGGACGUUGUCAAAUUGGAGCUUCCCCAACAUCUUAAAACACGACCCCCUACCCCACCUGAGAAAUAUAUCCAAGUGGGACCCUCUCCCCCAGUUCCGCAGACCACCCAGGCUCAGAUUGGCUGGCGCUCGGCAGUGCCCGAGUUGCAGUUGGAGCGCUACGGAAAGGUCCAGUGUGGGAAGAAGAGCUUCCUGAAGGAGCUGGGCUGGGCCUUCGAUGCCUGCAGCUGAAGAAAAAAAAAACUAUUCUGCCAUGACACCUACCUCCUAGGCCUUGGCAAUGCCGUGCACAGACUCAAUAUUGAUGACUACUCAAUAUAUGACUUUCCCUUAUCCCCUGCUCCUUUUUGUCUUUGUCCUCCUCGCUUCCUCCUUUUUGUACUCACAUUCUCUUAAAUCCUAUGAAAUUAGCACUUUCAGCAUUUUUUUUAUAUUGAUAAAUUCUCACUAAUCAAUACAAAAUACUAUUAAUCAAUACAAUACUAUUAAUCUGCUCUUAUUUACUUCUGUCUCUCACAUUUAAUUUCAACACAAAUAUUGCAUACUAUAUCCAACAAAAUUACCACAAUGGGUGCUUGGUUAUUUUGAUCCAAUGACAAUCAUUUGAUUAUUUAUAGGAUAUUAUGUUCUCUCCUUUCAUUAUCCUGUAGUCAAUGGUGCUGUAUUCCCACAAAUGUAAUGUAAUUGUUAAGGUCCAACAUUUUCAUUUUGAGGAGGGAAUUUUAAACAAUGUUUGUUCCCAUUUGAUAUACUUGGUAUGAUUUUUUCAAUGGCAGUAUGAUUGACCAUGUAUCAAUAUCUUAUCUUGCAAUUUAGCCUAUAUUCUGUUCGGUUUCAUAAGAUUUGUAUAACAAAUUAAAGUAGACUUUAGGGGCUCUCGAAUGGCCGGGAGACCCAUGAGGCGGCGCACAAUUGGCCCAGCAUUGUCAGGGUUAGGGGAGGGUUUGGGAUUUCCUUGUCCCAUCGCACUCUAGCGACUGUGUUGCGGGCUGGGUGACUGCAAGCUGACUCCGAUUGCCAGCUGGACGGUGUUUCCUCCCAACACAUUGGUGCAACUUUCUUCCAGGUUAAGAGAGCAGUGUGGCAGUUGGCAGGGUCGUGUUUCGGAGGACGCACGGCUCUCGAUCUGACAGAUCUUCCCAAGUCUUUAGGGGAGUUACAGUGAUGGGACAAGACUGUAACUACCUAUUGGAUGUAUUCACAAUCUAUUUGUUUAUAUUAAAAAGUAUUUAAAUAGAAAAGCUGGGUAGCACUAUUUUAAAAAUAUAAACGCAAUACGUAAAAUAUUGGUCCCAUGUUUCAUGAGCUGAAAUAAAAGUUCCCAGAAAUUUUUCAGGUGCACAAUAAGCAUAUUUAUCUCAAAUGUCGUGCACAAAUUUGUUUACAUCCAUGUUAGUGAGCAUUUGUUCUUUGCUAAGAUAAUCCAUCCACCUGUCAGGUGUGGUAUAUCAAGAAGCUGAUUAAACAGUAUGAUCAUUACACAGGUGCUGGGGAUAAUAUAGGCCACUCUAAAAUGUGCAGUUUUGUCACAACACAAUGCCACAGAUGUCUCAAGUUUUGAGUGAGCGUGCAAUUGGCAAGCUGUCUGCCGCAAUGUCCACCAUAGCUGUUGCCAGAGAAUUAAAUGUUAAUUUCUCUAUCAUAAGCCACCUCAAACGUUGUUUUAGAGAGUUUGGCAGUACGUCCAACUGGCCUCACAACCACAGACCACGUAUUUGGCAUCGUGUAGACGAGCGGUUUUCUGAUGUCAACGUUGUGAACAGAGUGCCCCAUGAUGGCGGUGGGUUUGGGAUGCUCUGGAUCAACAUGUACGACAGUGUGUUCCAGUUCCCGCCAAUAUCCAGCAACUUCGCACAACUAUUGCAGAGGAGUGGGACAACAUUCCACAGGACACAAUCAACAGCCUGCUCAACUCUAUGCGAAGGAUACGUGUCGCAUAUUUGGGUCACAGAUUUCCCAAUAAUGUGAAAUCCAUACUUGUUGAGCACAUUCAUUCUGGCACAUGUCUUGCCCAUCAGUGCAACACAUAUGGCACUGUCAUAAUGAGCUUAAUGCAAGGCUACAGCUGCACUGACAUAAUUUUUGUUGUUGUUGCAAUUUACUAAUUCUACCUAAGGGCGCAACGCAUUACACACAUUCCAGAUCUACUAUUAUGAAGCUGCCUGGAAUACAAGCCAAACUGCUGUCUAACAGUAGAGGGGGAUAUGCCGAUUUCAUAAUAAUGAAAAUGAAGUUGGAUAAAAAUGUUUUACACUUCUGAAAUGCUACUAGGAAACUGUUACUAUUCUGUGGAUGUUCGAUGAAUUGAGGACAACUGAAAACAUGUUUUUGUUCUGGUUGUCAUUUAACCAUUGGGUACAUUUCAAUAUCCAUACUAGCAGAAAAUACCCAUACAUGCCCAAUACAUUGCUUUAUUCAAGGUGGUAUGAUAGAAUGGAUAUUGGUACAGAGCCACAUGCUAUGAUGGAUUGGCAGUUUGGCACACAGACAAUGCCCUGCUCUUAACCUUAGCCGGGUGACUCUUCCUCUCACACGUUCCCCCCAGUCUGCUAGACUAAAGUGGCAGACAGACACACUAGUGGGCCUGUCCCUGCACUGACCUUUCUACACAGCCAUACACCAGCUCUCCCGCGAUCUCGAAGUAAAAAGCCACAGACCUCAGUCACUCACGCAACAACAAAGACAGCCUCUAAGGGGCGAAGCCACAGGACUAUAUAAUUGUUUUCAAAGGCAUAACUUACAUUUUUAAUUGAAAAGGGAAUUGAAUGUUUUACAUUUUUCAAAAGGUUUUGUAAUUCCAAGCAGAUUAUUUUGCCUAUGUACCCACACCUUCACAUAAGUGUUUGUGUUGUUCCACAAUAUUAAAUCCACCCUUCACACUGAAACACAUGAUAAAAUAUGAUGCACAAAAUCCUUCACUUUGUAGCAUCAAAGAAAUACAUAAAGAUAUGCUAUGAUGCCCUCUCAUGUAUUAAAUAGCCAAAUAAACUAGAUGGUAACUCUACAUAAAGUAAAAUUGUGGGACUUUCUUAAUCUGUUCAAAAAUGUUCACUUAAACAAAGCAACUAAAAUAGAGUCAAAGUUAAAUGUACUAAAACAAUUGGUCUGAUUAGUUUGAUGUACCACUAGAUCAACUUUAUUACUUUGGAUUGUACGUCAGAUCACACAUUUCAUCAGAAAUAAACACUCGGACUAGUACACUUUUAUACACUCUCCUAGAAUACCACAGUAUAUGUAGUAUGUAAUAAUAGAGCACAGAAGACAAUGAGGCAUAGUUGAAGUUUUAAAUGAAUACCAAACUAUUUUUUACAAUGGAUUUGGACAAUGUGAAGGCCUCUGGGCUGGAGCUGGAUCAGUGGGAAGAGAGACCAGUGGCCGGAAAGGGGGAGCCCCAGCCCCCUGUUGGGUUCUAAGAAUCACUGAGGGAGAAAGGGUCAUGUAUAACAUUUACAUUAUGUCAGGAUAUGUUAUUGUUAGAGGGAUCCUCUGGGAGGAGAAGAGACACAGUCUGGUACCAGUCACCAUGACAGCCGUGAGUUGGGUUGGAGUGAGCACUUUGGGGAACAGAUCAGGUCAGAUGAAGUGAGGAAGACAGAUAUCACUAAGGUUCUGUCGGGUAACAGAGAUGCAUUGGCUGUUCAGUUGUGUAGGAGGAGACUCAACAUAGGAGAAAAGGUUAAAUAUCUGUGCUUGUGUGAAUAUGUCUGUCUGUUCAGCUGUUCGAUCCUUUGGGAUGAAUAAACUUGGUUUAAGCUUU
This is a messenger RNA of Oncorhynchus nerka (sockeye salmon), 3982 nucleotides long. RefSeq names its product ciliary microtubule inner protein 1-like. The transcript has 4 exons. The coding region runs from base 55 to 456 and encodes 133 amino acids. NCBI's taxonomy places the organism in Eukaryota, Metazoa, Chordata, Actinopteri, Salmoniformes, Salmonidae. The record is from RefSeq and is a predicted model, not a curated record.